AUGAAUUUCUUACGUCCUCCCCUAACUUCUUUUAUAAAAACUCUUGCUGAUCCACAAUUAGAAUCAGAACAAUUUAUGAUUGGUAAUGAAUCUAUUACAAGCAAGAAGGAUGUGAUUAGAUAGUUAUAAGAGUAAAUCCUAUAUUUUAAGGAGGCUCAUAAUUUUACAUAGUCAGAAAUAGAAGUGAUAAGAUAAUUUGAAUCACUUCUAGAAAGCAAACAUAAGAGAAGAACCAAUGACAUUCAUUAUCAUAGUCAAAUUACAGAUUUGACAAGGAAAAGGAAAUCAGAGUUAUUUAGAAUGAAGCGUGCAAAGAAAAGAGCUAAGAUUAAGGUAUAUGCUAAGAAACUUAAUGCAGCAAAAAAUAGAUUUCGUAUAUUGGGUUAAUUCAUAUCAAAUGAAGAGAUUCAAAUAAUAGAUGAAACUUUUGGAUCACAUGUCUUUAGCGACAAUCACAAUUUUAAUCUUAAAAUUGGAAGAGCAUUAAAAAAUAAAUUUGGAUAUGAAUAUUAUGAUAAAUCUCAAGUGAUUAAAGAGAUUAAAAGAUUAAAGAGAUAACAAGACCAGAUUUUGAGUCGUAUAUAGGGAAAGAAAUAAAUAUUUUGCAUAAAAACUAAAUAAUUAAAAUAAUGA
Molecule: messenger RNA, 633 nt
Organism: Paramecium primaurelia
Lineage: Eukaryota; Ciliophora; Oligohymenophorea; Peniculida; Parameciidae
Source: the annotation of a GenBank genome assembly